AUGAUUGAUUCGUUUUGUAUUCUUUUGCUCUCGUUUCUGUCGCGAGUCGCCCAGGCCGCCCAGCCGUCUGCUCCGGAUCCCAUCUCGGUGCCAUUACGGGAUCUUACAUGGGGCCAACUGAACUUCCUUCAUACGACUGAUACUCAUGGCUGGCUGGCCGGUCAUCUGCAGGAGCCCUCGUACUCUGCAGACUGGGGCGACUAUGUCUCGUUCGCAACGCGGAUGAGAGAGAAAGCAGAGGCACAAGGCAGGGACCUGUUGGUCAUUGACACUGGCGACCGGGUCGAGGGGAAUGGCCUCUAUGACUCGUCGGAGCCCAAGGGGAUAUAUAUUUCGGAGAUCCUCCGUCAGCAACAUAUCGACUUACUUUCCUCGGGUAACCACGAACUCUAUAAAAAGAAUACGUCUGAGGCAGAAUUUUUGAACACAGUUCCAAACUUCCGGAGCAACUACUUGGCAUCCAAUAUCGACAUUGUCAAUCCAAAGACCAAUGAGGUGGUUCCAUUGGCUCCGCGAUUUACGAAGUUCACCACUAAAAACCAGGGGAUUCGGAUUGUAGCGUUUGGCUUCCUUUUCGACUUCACAGGCAAUUACAAUAACACAAUCGUGCAACCUGUGGAGGAAACCGUAAAGGAAGAUUGGUUUCAGGAGGCCAUUCGUGAUACAGAUGUUGACCUCUUCGUCGUGAUCGGGCACACUCCUCUGCGGACUGCCGAGUAUCGUUCGAUUUUCCAUGAAAUUCGAGCGGUUCAUCAAGAAAUCCCCAUACAGUUCUUUGGUGGCCAUCUCCAUAUCCGUGAUUACGCUCGAUAUGACUCUAGAGCCUACGGCUUAGCCAGCGGCCGCUUCAUGGAAACCAUUGGUUUUAUGUCCAUUGAUGGACUUUCUACAGGAAAAUCUAUCAGCACGACACCGGCAACCCCUCUCCGCUUCAAUAGAAGAUAUAUUGACAACAACCUCUAUUCAUUUCUUCACCAUACCGGCCUUGAUGAAGAGAGCUUCCCAACAGAACAUGGACGCAAUGUCUCUCAACUCAUUCAUGAGUCUCGAGUUGCUCUGCAGCUUGAUGAGGUGCAUGGCUGUGCUCCCAGGGAUCUUUGGGUGAACCGUGCCAGGUAUCCAGAUGAAGACAGCAUCUAUACAUGGCUCGAGACACAGGUGCUUCCAGAUUUGUUGAAAGAUGGCAUUCGCGGUGCACAGCCUGCUCUUGCUAUUGUUAAUACCGGGGCCAUUCGGUUCGACAUUUUCAAGGGACCUUUUACCCAAGAUUCCACCUUCAUUGUGUCCCCGUUCACCAGCGGGUUUCGAUAUGUGAAGGAUGUCCCAUAUGAAAAAGCGCAACUGAUCAUUCAAGUUUUGAAUAAACAACCGCAGAUUCUCACACAAUCUGAACAGAACGCAUUGACUUUCACGCUGGGGCCACUGGAGCAACUAGCUUACUCCGAAGACGUCGUUGCUGAUUCGGCAUUGAAUAGUCGAGUCGUGCCUGGUCAAAUCUUGCUCUCUACCCCGGAGGAAUCACGGACGAAACUCAUCCCUGGUUACAUAACCAGUGAUGAUGAAGGCACAGAUGGCGAUGACACUAUCCAUUCAUCGAUAUCUUUUUACCGUGUUCCGAACUGCAUUCAUUCGCUGAUCUCUGUCAAUGGUUCUACUGUGCCCGAAACCGUUGAUCUAGUGUACAUUGAUUUCAUCGAGCGGUAUAUGGCCCUCGCGGCGAAAUUUGUGGAUUUGGACAUCGACUUCUUCCAAGACAGUGAAGUCUUCAUGCCGUCAAAGUCGUUCACGGACGUGAUUUUGGGAUGGAUCAAGAAGAACUGGAAAUGUUGA
Molecule: messenger RNA, 1830 nt
Organism: Penicilliopsis zonata CBS 506.65
Lineage: Eukaryota; Fungi; Ascomycota; Eurotiomycetes; Eurotiales; Aspergillaceae
Exons: 2
Coding region: 1-1830 (609 amino acids)
Biological process (GO): nucleotide catabolic process
Cellular component (GO): cytosol
Molecular function (GO): hydrolase activity
Source: RefSeq, a predicted model, not a curated record